This is a messenger RNA of Periconia digitata, 2393 nucleotides long. Lineage: Eukaryota; Fungi; Ascomycota; Dothideomycetes; Pleosporales; Periconiaceae. The record is from the annotation of a GenBank genome assembly.
CGCAUCUGCGGACCACGGCCUCGUCAUCCUCUCCAGACCCAGACUUCAAUCAACUAGAGCCGAGACACCUCGUCGUCGCUCCUUCACCGGACCUCGUAGCUGCUGCCCGGUGGUGCUUGCUUGCUGGCUGGCUGGCUGGCUUGCCAUUGCCGGUGAAAGAUGUACUCAUGCACUCAUCGCCCGGGACACAUGAUGAUGAUGAUGAUGAUGAUAUAAGACAUGCAACAAGGCGAUGGAUCUACAGUGCACCAUUGACCAGGCUUUGCGUUGCUUUUUCUGCUCCGCCGUCCGCUGUUACCUAGUUGCCUGCUUCCCGCCCAUAUGUUGCUUCUCACUGCCACCACUACCCUAUCACGUCAGCGCGGCGCUUCACUGUUGUGCGAUGAGGUACCGCAAGGUGCCUAGCUGUAUUGGUGGGUACGGCCAGACAAUCGCAGUGCUGGACGAUCCGUACUCCAUCUAGGCAGAUUAAUUGUUGAUUACCAGCGGAUUCUUAGCAUCCCAAUGAUCCCAUAUAGUGCCUGCCUGAGCAAUAUACCCAUCAUUCCAUGGGACAACCGGCCGACCGGUCAUGAGAAUGUACCGUCGGAUCCUCUAUUAAUAGACAACCGCUGUAGAGCAAUGAUGAAACCUUAGCACAGCCCGAGAACAAGAAUGAGGCUGAUCAAAUGUUUUCCUUCAUGCCCUUGGAGCUGCAAAUGUGAAACUAAUCAGCAAGUCGCAUGCGCUAGUGAAUGGUAAAAGACUGACUAAGCAGCAAAUUAUCCCAUGCACAGAGCUAUGAUGAAAAAAUUAAAAAAUUUAGAGAACCCGGACCCUUCUUUCCCUUACAAACAUCCCCACAUACUUCACAAGAAUAUCGCAAUGUCCGACUCCGGUUCCAGCUCUUCCGAUGAAGAGAGAAAGCUCAAAGCCCUGAAAAAACAGGCGAAGAAGGAAAAGAAGGAGAAGAAAAAGUCGAAGCCGUCCAAAACCUCACCUCCGAACUCUGAUGCAGAGGAAGACAACGAAGCAACCGAAGCCCUCACACCUUCCUCCAAGAAGCGCAAGCGCGAAAUCGUUCCCGAUGAAAUCGAAAUCGACAUCAACCUUCCCGAGCCCGCCUCCAAAAAAGCCGCUCGCAAAGCCAAAAAGGCAAAAACCCAGCCCCCCACUGCCAAUGGCGCAGCAGACCCAACCGAUGCCACCACCACGACCGAUGCAGCAGUCUCAGGUACCUUGCCAGACGCUACAAAGCGCUCUGAUCACAGUGUCUGGAUAGGCAACCUCCCCUGGUCUGCGAACAGAGAUCUCAUCCUCACCUUCCUGACCACCAAUGCCGAGAUCAAGCCCUCAGACAUCACUCGCAUCCACAUGCCGGCGCCCAAGGCACCUCCACGACCCAAUUGGACCGACGACAAGCCGCAGAACAAGGGCUUUGCAUACGUUGACUUCGCAAGCGAGCUCGCCAUGUACGCCGCCAUCGCACUGACGGAGACGCGCAUGGACAACCGCCCGCUUCUGAUCAAAAACUCCAAGAACUUUGAGGGCCGCCCGGACAAACCCAAAGACGACGGAACCACAACCUAUGCCACCGAUGGAACUGGGAAAGGCGCGAAGCGCGCACCUGGGACCCAGGAACCCAAAGCGCCGAGUCGCAAGGUCUUUGUUGGUAACCUCGCCUUCGAGACGAGCAAGGAGGACUUGGAGUCCCACUUUGCGCCCUGCGGCACUGUCGAGCACAUCCACAUGGCUACGUUUGAGGACUCGGGCAAGAGCAAAGGGUUCGCGUGGGUGUCGUUUGAGGAUAUCGAAGCUGCGACGUGUGCGGUCAAGGGCUUCAUCCACCAGGUGGAUGACGCGGGUAAGAAGCGCAAGUGGAAGCUCAACAAGCUAAUGGGCCGGGAGCUGAGGUGCGAAUUCGCCGAGGACGGAUCCACGAGGUAUCAGAAGCGGUUUGGCAAAGAAAAGGGCGGUGAUGUAAAGAUAUUCGAUGACGGUGAUGAGGGGAGCGUACACCCGUCGCGCCGACAGAGACCGGCUGGAUCGGAGGGUAGAGGGAGAGGAGGAGGUGGUGGUGGUGGAUUCAAGCCGAGAGGCAAAGUCGAUCCUCGCUCGAUUGCAUCUGGAAAAGCGCAUGCAAACGCUCCUAGGGCUUCGGCAGCCAUCGUGGAGAGUAAAGGCAAGAAGACGACAUUUGAAUAAGUUGAGCGACAUUAUAUUGAAAAUCUCUUGUAUUAAAUGUUUUUCUCAAUUCGCAGGUGUCAUCGAGCGACCAUAAGACGUUCUUAUCGAAAAUACUUUCGACCGCAUCUGCGCUGGAUUAUCAUACCUGUGGUUACAUUCAUGAAUAUGUAUACACAUCUAGGCUCAUCAACGGCCUCAGAUGCCGAUCACGUCUUUUUCACUCUUAC